UAUGUGCAUACUCUUCAAAUUCACCGCCACUUCUGCCGCCCUCCAUAAGCUCCGUCGCGCCCCUUUUCCUCUCAGUCUCCGAUCUCUGAUCCCUCCGAUGGUGGCAGCAUCGUAAUUUUCCGCGGCACCGUCGACGGCACCUCGAAAACCUUGAGACCCAGUGUCUUGGUUUCUCGCAAGUCCAGCGAUAAAGGCGUCGUUCUUCAAAGAACUCAAUCGCUGCACGGUGUUUGUCCACUGUUUUCUGCUUCCUAUUUGCCUGAGUUUAUCUGAUCUCUGAAGAAACAUGGCUGCCAAUUUCUGGACAUCAUCUCAUUACAAGCAUCUUCUGGAUCAGGAAGAUGUGGAUAUGGUGAAUCCACUUGACAAGGAAAAGGGUAUCACACUGGAGGAUUUUAAGCUUAUUAAGAUGCACAUGGCUAAUUAUAUUUUGAAAUUGGCUCAACAAGUAAAAGUGAGGCAGAGGGUUGUGGCCACAGCAAUUACAUACAUGAGGCGUGUUUACACCAGGAAGAGUAUGACUGAAUAUGAUCCACGUUUGGUAGCUCCAACAUGCUUGUACCUGGCAUCAAAAGCAGAAGAAAGCACAGUGCAGGCUCGGCUUCUUGUAUUUUACAUUAAAAAAUUAUACACUGAUGACAAGUAUAGAUAUGAAAUCAAGGACAUACUUGAAAUGGAAAUGAAGAUUUUAGAAGCGCUUAAUUAUUACCUGGUUGUAUACCAUCCAUACCGUUCACUAUCUCCGUUGCUUCAGGAUGCAGGUCUGAAUGAUCUAAACAUGACUCAACUAACUUGGGGGUUUGUAAAUGACACAUACAAGAUGGACCUAAUUCUUGUACAUCCUCCGCAUUUGAUUGCUUUAGCUUGCAUAUACAUUGCUAGUGUGCUCAGGGAGAAAGACACCACUGCUUGGUUUGAAGAACUUCGCGUUGAUAUGAACGUGGAACCAAGAGGUUUCAAUACUAAAGGUCUAUUCGAGGAGGCAAAGGAACGGACAAGAUGUAAUGGGCGACUUAUUACUGGGAAGCCCAGAUAGUAAAAUAAGUAGUUAGAGAGGUCUGUUUGACAGUUAGGGAGUUAAGAGGAGAGGGGCUUAUAAAUAUCAUUGUUAAUUGAAUAAGGGGGUCAUUCUUGGGAAUUGUAAUAACUAUAAACUGAUUUCACUGUCGGAGAAGGGGUUUUCCCUUGGCAGAACAGAAUAAUAGAAUUUUCUCUGAUACACUUCUCCCUCAUUUCUCUUUCUUUCUCUCAAUUCUCUGUCUUGAUCUUUAAGGACCUAUCACAAAUUUACACGGUUUGGCUUUAGGUGAAGAUGGUAAAUAAGUUUGCUAAAUGUAGAAACAAAGAAUACACAUGUGGUUUAGUUCCAUUUUAUAUCUAAAAAACGAAAAGGAAAUGAGUUGCUUAAUUCCACAAUCUGAAAUACACCGAAAGUACCUCCCAUCAUUAUAUCCCAUAAUUGUGGGAUCUCACAAUAGUAUCUGAAAUAUUUUUCUUAAAGGCACACACCUCACUGCCUAAAUCUCUAUUGUGAUACAUCUCUCAUUCUCGAAAGACCCAAACUAAAUGAGAUCUGAGGAUGUCUUGUAAAGUUACAUGCACAGCCUUUAUGUUUAAUGCCCCUUGGUAAAACCACUGGCUUGUGUUAAAGCCAAAUAA
Glycine soja is the source of this 1659-nucleotide messenger RNA. Its product is annotated as cyclin-C1-2-like. NCBI's taxonomy places the organism in Eukaryota, Viridiplantae, Streptophyta, Magnoliopsida, Fabales, Fabaceae. Gene Ontology annotation, cellular component: nucleus; mediator complex. Gene Ontology annotation, biological process: positive regulation of transcription by RNA polymerase II. Gene Ontology annotation, molecular function: cyclin-dependent protein serine/threonine kinase regulator activity. The transcript has 10 exons. The record is from RefSeq and is a predicted model, not a curated record. Bases 287 to 1036 code for a protein of 249 amino acids.